GGCCCAAGUGUUCGUUGGGUCGACCUUAGACAGCUCCUCUGGUCGUCGCCGCAAACGGAAAGCGGCACCCCGUCUGGCACAAUGUUCGCCCAGCAGUUCGACCAUUCCUUGAAUGAUUUAGAUUUAUUUAAUCAGUACGUCAAUAUGGACAACUCCAGUGUGGAUGGCAACAAAGAUGUUUCAUUCCCUGGCGAUCUUGACCAAAUAUUUCAGCUUGAGUCAUUGUCCAGCGACUGUGGCGAGCACUCUCCGGCCAUCUCCACAUCAACAGCGCAACCCCAUCAGCAAACAGCCCAAAAUUGGAGCAAAGACUUCUGGUGUUUGUCCCAGAACGCGGACUCUUCUACCAGCCAAGGCCAAAAUUUCUCUCUACAGGACACUGUUCACCCAUCUGCCGUUUCUGAGCUUGGUGUCAACUUUGAAGCUCCGCCGACAGCGUGCGCUCCGGAAACCCGCCCUUCUCCGUCGACUCCCCCAGCAACUCCUAGUCGUAAGACCACCAAGAGUGCUGUAACUACGCCCAAGGUGAUCCGUCGUCAUCGCGAACCUAAUGAUCGUCGUGGUCCGCUGCACAAGCAGAGCUUCUCUCCUGGCAUAACACGCUCCUCUCAACCUCAACGGAACAGAAUGGCGUAUCAAGAAGCCUGGGCGCAGCGAUUCAACAACUUCAGCUUUCGCAGCUCGGAUGAACGCCUGCCUCUGUCCCCACCACCUUCCGAUAUCCUCGUUCAACAGGAGAAUAUGGCAGCAGACAACUCUGCUGCCCACUUGAACCGCACCGAAUCACUACCCAAGGCAUCGGCUGAAAUGCCUCCCCAAUAUGACACCGGCAUCUUCAACCAAUCGCCGGCUAUCUCCAUGCCUUCUCCAUCAACAGCUGCGCUAGCGGGGCAGCCCCCGAGAUAUUUAAGCCAGUCCAGCGGCUCGGGGUUGCCCACCUCAAGCCCCCCGUCGGCUGACGACAUCUUCUCCUCCCCACAUUCUUCAGGCCCUCAGUCCAUGUCUUCCUGGCAUUCCGACUCUCUUGGCUCUUCUGGGAUUCCGUACAGCACCCCCGACCUGAGUGGACAAGAUGGCCAAGCCUGGUGGUCGCCAAUGGCUUCGAGAGUCCCACAGCGACAGCCUUCGUAUCAGCAGAUGGUGGCGUCCCCAGCUGCACAGAGACCGAUCCAGAACUCUGCAAGUCAGAGUGACAUGCUGCAAGGGGGCCUUAUGAUUCAACUGGACCCGUCGUCAUACGAUCUUUCUAACACACAUUCGUCAUUCCCCUCGGCCGGCCUGCCUUCCGCUCCAAAUGGUCAUGAGAGCCGCGCCUACAUGCAGCCCACUGCAGCACCAGUGGAUUCAUCGUCAUUCGUCACCCCUCAGAUUCCCCCUUCCCAUUCACGCUCUCCAUCGCUGUCUCCGGGCUCAGGCUCACCAAAGAGUGGAAGCAUGAUGCACAAUGGCCACCGGAGGUCAUUUCAGCGCCAGAGUAUGAACCGAAAGCUUUCCUCCAAUUCUAUGAGCGCACCCAAACCAGUCAAGGCCCCCCACAGUUCAUCGGGGAGUCCAAAGGGAGGCAACAAGGCCGUCACCGUAUCCUUCGUGAAUUUCACACAAAAUGAUUCCAAGAGGAUCCUCACCGGUGUCGCACCCAGUGGCAGCUCCAAGACUAAGGCACGACGUGAGCAAGAAGCCCGCGCUCGACGCCGCGAAAUCAGCGAAGCUGCCUUGCAAGCCGUCCGGAGUGCCGGAGGAGAUGUUGAAGCUCUGGAGGCAAUACUAUGCUAAUAUCAUAUGUAAUAGUAAUACUCACAUGUCGAUCCAGUACAUCGCUCGUUUGCCAGUAUCCGUUUAUUCGUCGUCAUUUGUGUUCUGCGGCUAGCCAGUUUUUUGAAUAUUCGUUAUACCAUUCCAGAGUCUGUUGUUAUUAUUCUUU
Messenger RNA from Aspergillus eucalypticola CBS 122712, 1921 nucleotides. It is a transcript of the gene wetA, whose product is annotated as developmental regulatory protein WetA. NCBI's taxonomy places the organism in Eukaryota, Fungi, Ascomycota, Eurotiomycetes, Eurotiales, Aspergillaceae. The transcript has a single exon. The record is from RefSeq and is a predicted model, not a curated record. Bases 82 to 1773 code for a protein of 563 amino acids.